AUAGUUUGACACCAAAACACUAAUAUGAUAAAGUAUUAAUUUAAAAAAUGACAAAAAAUUGAUGGCGAUCAUGACAAGUAAUCAAAAUGGGUGAUGAGUUGAAGAUAAGCAACAUCACGAGUGUCUUUCAGAAAGCUUAAUCUAAAUAAGCUUGUACCCCGUGACUACAUGUGAUUGAUGAAACAAAAUGUUUUUAAUUAAAUUUUCCUAAUUUUUCUUUAUAUUAGUAGACAUGAUUCCUUUUUAAUGCCGAAUAUCUGCAUGCAUGUGUGCGCAUAUAGGUUGUAUAGUGUGUCAUACUAUAGUGAUUUUUAAAAGGCUAGAAUAAGAAAGACAUAUAUUAAAAGUGCUUCAAGAGUAGUGAUGAAAGUGUAUGAAAACUUGUUUAACUUUUUAAUAGUUUAAAUUUGAAUUUUUCCAAUACAAAUUUACCAACAUUCACAAUCAAUUCAUUGUCGGUUGUUCACGAAUAGAGUAAUUUAUUUUGUUGAUAACAUAUUUUCAGAAGUUGGAUCUUUGAAACUUUAGGUGCUUACUAGCUCCUCACAUAUAGAGAAAUACUAAUAAUUUCAUUCAUGAUAUUUACUCACAUUUUUUUAAUAAUUUCUAUUUAGAAAAUUACGCGAAGAAUAUAAUUCUUUUAAUCUUUAAAUGAAUGUCUCACAUUUAAAAGGAAACCCAACUCAAUAGCUAAAUUUAAAUUAUUAUUUUGGGUGUUUCCUCUUUUAUCCAAUUAAUUGUUCAUGCUUCUGUAUUUUAAUAGGCUCUAUCAUGGUCCAAAUAAAAAUACAGUAGGAUAGUGCAAUUGAUCAGAUUUGUUUUUCUUUCUUCGAUGAAGCUCUUUGAAAGAGAUCGAAUUAAAUAACAAAUAUCUACAAAUUACAAAUCCAAACGGAUAUUCCUAUUCGUACAAAUUUUUAAUAUAAAAAAAGCUUAAAAAGUUAAUCCUUAGUACUAUUCUUGCUAUGCUGUCAUGUCAGCUGGUACUUGUCAAGUGUCAUUAAAGACAGAUCUUCAGAAUCUCAUACUUAAUCAGGCACUUAUUUUUCCCCAAAUCAAAAUCAAUCACAUUAGCAAUACAAAUUAUCACUUUCAAUAUUCAUUCAUGCCAUGCCUAAACCCUGAAAUCCCUCUGAUUCUCAAUGCACGCGACCAGAUGGUCAAUCUUCUAGAUACCUCCAUCUACACAUUUUUAUUCCAAAUAAAAUCUACGGUCCAGAUCAUUUUACUGUCCACAAAGUUUAUCGAGCCAAUUAAUUAGAGCAACCUUUAUUACUUAGUUCACAUGCAACACUAAAUAUUAGGACCUCCUUAGACCGUCCUCGUCUCAAACCAUCCCCAUAAAUAAAAAGCCACUUUCUAAAGCAACACUAUACAACCUUCUUACCUAUCUUUCUUUUUCAAUAUUCUCUUUCCAGUCACAGAACACAAAAAAACAUAGCAAUGUCUGGCUCCAGAAAGAAGCUUCUUCUGAACACUGUGUCGGUAAAACUAGGCUGUGGAAGUUGCAGAAGGCUAAAGCUGAGUCACAUAUUCCACCCAAAACCAAAACCUAGAAACUCCACUUACCAAAAACACAAACUUUACAAUAACCAUUCUUCCUCAGGUCCUUGGACUGAAGACAAAUAUGACAGUACCAGCACAACAAACACCACCAACACUGCCACAACAUUUUCUCCUUUGUACGUUGAUUCCUCAAACUUGUCUGAUUCAGAGACUUAUGCAAAGGACCAAAGAAGAGUUGGAGGUUUAGGCAGAGCUGGAGGAGAAGGUGUGGCUGUGGAGAAAGAUUCUGAAGACCCUUAUCUUGAUUUCAGGUCUUCAAUGCUUCAAAUGAUAUUGGAGAAUGAGAUAUACUCUAAAGAUGAUCUUAGAGAGCUUCUGAACUGCUUUCUUCAGCUGAAUGCACCGUAUCACCAUGGUGUUAUAGUUAGAGCUUUCACUGAGAUUUGGAAUGGGGUUUUCUCUAUGAGGUCUAGUUCAACCAAUGUCCACACUGCACGUACCCGUAAGCCACGUGAGUUUUAAAUACUCUCCAUGCGUGCAAGGUCUCUGUUAACCUUAACCAAGUAGUACUUGUUGUAAGAAUAGCUGCGCUAUGUGCUAUGUAUUUUAGGUUGAAUGUAGUCCAGCUAUAUCUAAUUAAGAGCUAUGCUAAUGAUAAUUAUGAUGUUGCUAACGUUGUAUUGUGCUGCACAUUUUGGUGACUAUCAUCAUCCAAAUGUAAAAAUGGAAAUUUGUUUGCCCCAUUUAGAAAACAAGAUUUUAAAUUACAUAUC
This is a messenger RNA of Cicer arietinum (chickpea), 2279 nucleotides long. RefSeq lists its product as uncharacterized. The record is from RefSeq and is a predicted model, not a curated record. Gene Ontology annotation, biological process: negative regulation of DNA-templated transcription. Lineage: Eukaryota; Viridiplantae; Streptophyta; Magnoliopsida; Fabales; Fabaceae.